Messenger RNA from Jatropha curcas, 662 nucleotides. NCBI's taxonomy places the organism in Eukaryota, Viridiplantae, Streptophyta, Magnoliopsida, Malpighiales, Euphorbiaceae. The record is from RefSeq and is a predicted model, not a curated record.
AGGUAUUUGUGGCCAGCCAGGAAAAAUUCCAUGCUGAGGCUGAUAAAAAUUAUUGGAAGGCUAUUGCAGAGCUCAUUCCUAAUGAAGUGCCAGCCAUAGAGAAGAAGAGAGGAAAGAAGGAUCAGGAAAAAAAGCCUGGCAUUGUUGUGAUCCAGGGUCCAAAGCCAGGGAAACCAACUGAUCUCUCAAGGUUGCGACAGAUACUUAUAAAACUGAAGCACAAUACGCCCCCUCACCUAAAGCCUUCUCCACCACCAGCACCAGCUCCUGCUAAGGAUGCUAAAGGCAGCGAUGAUGCUGCUGCUGCUCCUUCUGUCAAGGCUGCUGCUGUGGUAACUGCUACUGAGGCUGUAGCUGUUGCUUGAUUGUUUGCUUAUUGACGUUAUUGUUAAUUUGCAUGUAUUGGAAGAAGAUACAUAAGAACUUUAUACACUUUUACCCUGUAGUGUAGCAUCAAGCUUGUCCACUGGACAUAGACCAAGGGCAGAAAAACUUAAUUUAGAUCGUGCAAGGUUACAUUCUUGUAUUUCCUAUUUCUAAAAAAAAAAAAAAAAAAUGAAAUCAUUUAGAUGUGAUUUAUGACCCAACUUAUCUUUGUUAACUUUCUAGCUUGAAACAAGUAUGCCGUUAUAAUUAAUAUUAAACAUAAAGUUCAGUGAGCU